Messenger RNA from Aspergillus fijiensis CBS 313.89, 1276 nucleotides. Its product is annotated as S-formylglutathione hydrolase. Gene Ontology annotation, molecular function: S-formylglutathione hydrolase activity. Lineage: Eukaryota; Fungi; Ascomycota; Eurotiomycetes; Eurotiales; Aspergillaceae. Bases 155 to 1024 code for a protein of 289 amino acids. Gene Ontology annotation, biological process: formaldehyde catabolic process. The transcript has 4 exons. The record is from RefSeq and is a predicted model, not a curated record. Gene Ontology annotation, cellular component: cytosol.
ACCCCUCAUCGUCAUUCCCUUCCCCCUCCCUCUCCCGUUCGUUCCUGAUUUUUUCUAAUAGCGUCGCGUCCCAACGGAGAGACUCCUUCCCUCUUCUUUCCCACCUCCCUUCCGAGAAGAAGCUCGCCCCAGACAUCAGGAAUUGAGACCAACCAUGUCCGUCACCACCAAAGCCACCAUCGCCUCCUUCGGCGGCAAGCUCCUCAAGCUUAGCCAUGCCGCCACCUCCACCAAGUGCGAGAUGUCCUUCAACCUCUACCUGCCGCCGCAGGCUUUUCAGAAUAGCAACCAAAAGAUCCCCGUGCUGCUGUACCUGUCCGGUCUGACCUGCACGGCGGACAACUGCUCCGAGAAGGGAUUCUUCCAGCACGGCGCCAGCAAAAAGGGCAUUGCCGUGCUGUAUCCCGACACCAGCCCUCGCGGCCUCAACCUCGCCGGCGAAAACGACGCGUGGGACUUCGGCACGGGCGCCGGCUUCUACGUCGACGCCACCAAGGCCCCCUACGAUGCCGGCUACAACAUGUACACCUACAUCACCGAGGAGCUGCCCGCCGUGGUGUUCCAGGCGUUCCCGGUGUUGGAUGCGGAGCGCGUGAGCAUCACCGGGCAUAGUAUGGGGGGCCAUGGGGCUUUGACUUUGUUCCUCCGCAACCCCGGUAAAUACAAAUCCGUGUCGGCGUUCGCGCCUAUCUCGAACCCCAUCAACUGCCCCUGGGGCCAGAAGGCGUUUGGGGGAUACUUUGGCGAGGAGCUGCGCGACACCAAGUGGAAGGAGCAUGAUGCGACGGAGUUGGUGAGGAGGUGGAAGGGUGGGCCGUUGGAUGUGUUGAUUGAUGUUGGUACCGGCGACAACUUCUACAAGCAAGGCCAAUUGCUGCCCGAGAACCUCGAGAAGGCCGCCCAGGAGGCCGGCGUCGAGGGCAUCAAGGUCCGCUACCAGCCGGAUUACGAUCACAGUUAUUACACGAUGGCGACGUUCUCGGAUGAUCAUGUCGAGCAUGCGGCCAAGUAUCUGUUUGCUUAGUGGGUUUUUUCUCCCUUUCCCCUUUUGCUGUUGUUUUGUGGUGAGGUUUAUGUACCGGACUGGGUGGAAGAGCCUCAGGCUGGGGAGGAUUGGAGAUUGUGUUGUGUUAAUGGACUUGGUUCUGAUAGGUUUGAGGUUUUGGAUUGAAGUGACCGUCCGCCGAGAUCAUCUCUUUGAAGUCGUGCGGGGGUGGCAUGACUAUAUGAUAGGUAAUAUUGGGGCUGAGAGGAUCUACGAGGGACCACGUAUAUA